Messenger RNA from Acipenser ruthenus (sterlet), 6149 nucleotides. RefSeq names its product lanC-like protein 2. The record is from RefSeq and is a predicted model, not a curated record. Gene Ontology annotation, biological process: carbohydrate metabolic process; peptide modification. Bases 451 to 1746 code for a protein of 431 amino acids. The transcript is spliced from 9 exons. Lineage: Eukaryota; Metazoa; Chordata; Actinopteri; Acipenseriformes; Acipenseridae. Gene Ontology annotation, cellular component: plasma membrane.
UAUUGAGCCUAACUGUGAGAGUAAAAAUGCUGCAGUUGAUAUCAUUUUAUUAGGGUAGUCCUACGUGUGGUGUGAAAAUGCAUUGGAGACUAGACACCAGUGACAGUUAUUGUAAACAGUAGGCACUUCCUAUGCAAAAAAGUCUCAGCAUGUUCUUCAGUAGGAAAUAAUAAUAUAAAGUAAACAGUAUCUGAACUCUGCGCUUAUUUAGUUCAUUUUUUCUAAAAUAACGAUACACACAUCUCUUUGUAUUUAUGUAUUUGUAAUAUUGGAGGAAUAGUCUCUGCAUCCUCAUUUGUGUCUGCUAUCCAAAUAUUAACUUCCACGGUGUUGCAUUCAAAAGCAUAGCUGACUCUUGUCGAGAUAGAUUUGUUCAUUUGCAAACCCUUUUUGUUUCUGCGCCUCAAGUCAGACUCCUGUAAAGUGAUCCUUAUAGUUUUGUCCGUGGCGAUGGGAGACAGCAUGUCAAAGCGGCUGAAGUUGGUGACAGGACCUGAAUCGGAGAUGGUGGAGCGGUGUUUUUUGAAUCCUCAUCCAGACUGGGACCAGGGCGCUUUCACGCCCGGUACUGCUGGUUCCGAAAGCGACGGUGAGCACUUUGAUUCCAACGGAAAGAUCAGUGAUGGCUUCAGGAAUAAGGUUAACAAGAAGAUCGAUGACCUGCUACAGCAAAUGGAGGAGGGCCUGAAGAUGGCCGACCCACACGACUUCUCUGCUUAUACAGGAUGGACAGGCAUAGCCCUGCUCUACCUGCAGCUUUACCAGGUGAACAACGAGCCGACCAAUUUGCAGAGAGCCCUUGACUACGUGAAGAGGACCAUGCGUAACCUGAACGGCAGGAGAGUCACCUUCCUGUGUGGCGAUGCGGGUCCGCUGGCUGUGGGAGCUGUGGUCCACCAUAAACUGAAGAAUGAUACUGAGGAAAAAGAAUGCAUUACAAAGCUUCUACAACUGCACAGAGCAGUGGUGAGCUCUGACUCCGAUCUCCCCAAUGAGCUGCUUUAUGGCCGGGCUGGUUACCUUUACGCACUGCUCUAUGUGAACAAAGGGAUCGGGCCUGAAACCAUACCUGAGUCCAACAUCAAAGAGGUUGUUGAUGCUAUCCUUGAAUCGGGAAAGAAGCUGUCCAAAGAAGAACGAAAAGCAGAACGGUGUCCGCUUUUGUAUGAGUGGCAUCGGAAGCAGUAUGUGGGAGCAGCCCAUGGCCUGGCAGGGAUCUACUGCAUGCUCAUGCAGCCAAGUGCAAAGGUGAACCAAGAAGUCCUGAUAGAGCUGGUUAAACCCAGUAUUGACUAUGUACGCCACAAAAAGUUCAGAUCUGGAAACUACCCAUCAUCUCUCAGCAACGAGAUGGACCGAUUAGUGCACUGGUGUCACGGGGCUCCUGGAGUGAUACACAUGCUUAUACAAGCUUACAAGGUGUUUAAAGAGGAGAAGUACCUGAAGGAUGCAGUGGAAUGCAGUGAGGUGAUCUGGCAGAGGGGAUUGCUGAGAAAAGGCUAUGGAAUCUGUCACGGGACAGCAGGAAACGGCUACUCCUUCCUGUCGAUGUACAGCCUAACUCAGGAUAAGAAGUACCUGUACAGAGCCUGCAAGUUUGCAGAGUGGUGUUUAGAUUAUGGGACCCACGGAUGCCGUAUUCCUGAUAGACCAUAUUCUCUCUUUGAAGGUAUGGCUGGAGCUAUUCAUUAUCUUUCCGACCUGUUAAACCCAGAAACAUCUCACUUCCCAGCAUUUGAACUUUGACCAGUGGAAGAAUAAAUGUUUUACGGAAAAGGACAGAUAGCUGAAGGCAGCUGGACAGCUUAGUGCCUCAAAUGCCAACUUCUAGAACAAAACUAUGAGCUUUUCCCAAGAACCACAGGCAUGGAAAUGGACAUAAGAAGACGUCUUCUGCCUAUAAUUUCUAGCAGUAACUAAAGCCCAUGUAACUUGGAAACAAAUCUGCAUGCUUCUAAUGCUGUUGUCAGUGGAUGUACAGUGUCUGUGUUCCUGUUUGUAGCAAGUUCCUUAAUUUGUGAGACCCACUCCUUUUAUUGUUGUCUUCUUGUGUGCAUGAAGAAAGCAGAACUUAAUUGUUGGGAUGUGCUGUGUGAAGAUGCAGUACAAAUUUCAGUCUAUAUAUUAAAAAAAAGGGUCUCUAUUAGUACAGCCAGGUCUGUUUUCAAUUUAAUUGAGUAUCAAGAUUGCCAAAGCAAAUAGGUAUGUUUAGAGUAAUAAUGAGUAGUGGUUAACAUCUAUUUUUUUUUUUCAUUUAAAAUGGAUAAAACCUAGAAACACACCACGAUUGAUUUGUAGUUGAUCAUUUGAUCUUUAAAAGAGCACCAUGGAUACAUCGUACACUGUUCAGCCUCCCCAAAAAUACUUGUAGAGCAGGAGCUUCAACUGGAUUAAGAUCCAGGAAUCUGGCAGCCUCUCUGUGCUCUUAAAACCAUUCCUGACACCUGGUCAGAUAGAUAACACAUACCCCACCCCAAAGAUUGAUGAGUAGCAGCAUUGGCAUCUUUCACCAUCAGUCAAAGAUGACAAUACCCCCAAGAUAUUCAGGUACAAUAUUAUUGCAACAUUACCUUGACUGAAGUUGAGGUAACCCCAAUCAAAAAUGCUGCCCACAGUAUUAACCCUUUGUGGUCUUAUGUCAGACAAGGUCCAACAUUAUAAUUUUCCCUUUCCGCUCCGACAUCAUCAAAAACACAUAAAAGACAGGUCUCUAGUCAUUUUUUCUCUGGAAAAAGCCAAGAAAACCAUUCAAUGGCCGAGUGAGACCGAUAGGAGCCGAGGGAAGCCGUAAAAAAAAGAAAAGGGGGGGGGGGCGGAUCUGAGCAAUACACAUAGCCCCGGCACCACAGAGAUAACACGGCCAUAAACAAACAAGAUAGCUGCUUAUGCAUCCAGUGCUCAAAGAAUAUCACGGACAUUUGCAGAGCUUUUUGAGAUGUUAUAGUAAUAAAAUAAUGACGUGGAUCGCAUUAUUGAGGAGUUUGAUGAUUAAACGAGUGAUUAGGAGAUGAUUUAUCGGUAUGCGCAACUAUGAAGAGGUAUGUGAAAAAUACAGUGAACAGGGGUGGGGCGGGGCUGGAGAUGCAGUACUCUGUGUGUCCUGUUGAUAUGCAGUGCCUUUUAAACCUGUUUUACUGUGAAAAAACUACUUUUAAAACAGCGUGUCUAAAAUAAACUGCGCAUAUGAAAAUAAAUUGGACCUGACGCGCCUGAGACGCGCUGAAUAAAUGGACCGCAAAGUGUUAAGUAUUGGUAAAUGGUCACUUGUAAAGAUUCUGUGGCCAAGCUACUGUAGCUGCAGCAGGCCCUGUUGUAAUUUAGGAUGACCACUGGAAAUUGUUUUCUAUAGAACAGUGGAUAUCUCUGAUUUGUUAAACAGUGCUAGAAAAAGUAACCUGGUCCUUCCUGGUUUAAGAUAUAUUUUCCAGGAUUCUAACAUACUGGAACAUUUCUGGGGUUCUUAUACUGUUACUUUGCUAUGGUUGUAAAGUGGUUGCACGGUAUUAUUUAUGCAAGUUGUUAGAGGAGAUGAAGAUCAGUAGGUCAACUUGUGAGUCUUCUAAUUGUCUAAAUGUAAUGUCACUGUUGUUUUGUGAUGUGUUAUUGUGUGCAUUUAAUGUGUGCAUGUUUAAAAGGGCUAACAUAAUCAGACCGUACUGUGGGGAAAUAGUGCCAGUGAUAGCACCUGGAGACUAUACAAAUCUGGAGAGAUUUGGGCUAAUUGGAGAAAGGAUGAGAGCCACAAUAAUUUAUUGUGUACUUUUAAAAUCUCCUAUCUGAAAACAGAAAGUUAAAACAUAUUAGACAGGGGUUAAAACAUAUUGGGGGCUAAAAACAAUCUUCCAGGCACCAUCUACCAAAAUAAAAAAAGACCUAAUAGUAUUGUUUUAGUGUUAAACAUACUCUGAGUAGCAUUAAUCAAAGUAGUUGUAGGGAACUUCAGUUCGUAAAGUGGUCAAAGUUUAUUGGUUAAUCUGGCUUGGGUUAGCAUUUUAAUGUGGCAGACUGGAAGUUUUGCUUUUUACUUAUACUAUAUUUUAGGGGAAAGUAAGCUGGAUUUCUCAGGACAUUGAGCUGUUGGGAUUUUUAUGGUUAACCUUCUUUUUUGUUUACAGCUUACAUUGGUAAACUUUUAAUAGUCCCAGAUUUAUGUGCGCACCCAAAUACAUUCUUGGAGUGCUUGAGCAUAGCCAUUUGUAAUUGUAUUUUCCAUUUUCUAGUGCUGGCACUCUGCAGUAGGGUGCAGAAUCAGGAAUCCUUAGCAAAGGUUUAGUACAAGAAAGCAAUUGCAUUUUUAAAUUGCAAUGACAAAAAAAAAUACUAUAACAUUUUCUAAGUCACCUAUCUGGAUUUGCUUUUAGUGGAAAAUUUAGUUCUUAAUCUGCUUGUUAGAUUGAACGCUUCCAAGUUAUAACAUCUAUUUUUAUAUGGUUCAGUAGCUUUACAAAGGCUUUACAAUUCUUUAGAUGUUCAUUAGAUUGAUCUUCCAGAAUUGAGGAUUAAGUUUGAAUAAAUUGUGGUUGUUAACAAUAAUGGAUAUUUUCAGCUACAGCUUAUUUGGUGUCACCUAAAUAUACUUUAAAUGUCCCUUGCUCUUUUUAGAUAGCAUAUCUUAUUACCUUAUGCUAAAUUGUAUUAGAAUUUCCUAGGAGUUGCAAUUAUGGUGUCCAGACUUCUAGACUUCUUUGCCCUUGUCUCAUUACUUCAUUUGUUAACCUUUAAUUUGUUCCAUCCUCUUAUGUUGUAUAUAUUUGUGCACAGCAUGCACUACUGGGUGUAAAGUUAACAGUGUUACUGAUAAAAAGGAUAUCGAGGUUUGUGUAUUGUAUGCUUUAAAAGCUUUGGAUACAAUCUCAAAUCAGUUUAGAAUAACAAUGGCCCUCAAUAGGUUUUAAUAUAUUUACAUUUUUCAAUACAAUAGUAUUAAUAAUAAAACAUCAGCUAGUUUUCUGUCUUUGGUAAUGGGACAGAAACACCCCCUAAUGUUUGCAUUUAAUUCACUGUAGUAUAUUACUUUUAAAAAAUGAAUAGAUUAGCAGGAAAAUAUGUAGGCCUAAUACAAGCUACUGCCCAAAGAAUCCACCUUUGUAAGUAUCCAUGCUUCACAUCUAAUUCAGUGAUAUAAAACACUUUUCCUCAAAAGUUGUAUUGCUUUGUACAGAUUUCAUUUUCCAAUAAAAUGCUACACCAUUUCACCUGUCUUGAAACUUAGACUUCAUUAUAUGGGGGUGAGCAAAAUAAAUGUGAACAAUGGAGUAGAAUGGUUUGAAUUAAAACAGUUUACAUCCGUGUCUGAUGUUCUAGAAAUGCAUCUUGGGGUUCCUACAGUGCAGCUCUCCAUUUUAUUAAUGGUAUAAACUUUGUCCAGCUGAUAGCACUGGCCGACUGCUUUUUGCAAAGCAACGAGAAAAACAAGUAUUGUUUUAAUUGGCAUUCAAUGUUAUUUUUUUUCCUUGCUUGUUUUUGCCUGUUUGUUACGUUUUUUUUUUUGUUUUAUAUAAUAUAUGGCUGUGUGACAGAAAUACAAUGAUUCUUGGUUGUAAAUUUCCCUCCCGACCUGUGAGGGUGCUAAGCAGCUAGUUCCCUAGAUGGGCUGGCCUGACAGUUCUUUCCCAGGGUUCAAGGGAAGUCUGCCAGCUAGAAAGACAUUGACCCGGAAGGGAAACGACAUGGCAGCCGCAGAUUGGAGAGGUAGUUUCAGUCGUUUACCAAGGGGUCAUGUGUGACGGCAUAAAAGGGGAUGGAGAAUCGCAAUCUGUUCCUUCGCUUUGGUUUGAGUUUUAAACCUGUAAGGACUGUGAGAGACCCCGUGAGAAAUUACGUACCGUGAGUGUUUUGUUUGUUUGUCUGCAAUUGUCUUGUCUUGGGAAUUAUGUUUCCGGAGCUGUCGCCGAGGGCCAGCACAAAGCAGGACCAACACUUCACCAUUGUCGCAAAUAUAAACUUGUAUCACCCACCACAAGCACUACUGCAUGCACCCAGGACUGGUGACCGUGUAUGUAUUAUUGUGGGGCGGAUAUUGUUUAUUAUUUGGGACUGCAAUCCCCUUGUUAUUUACCCCGUGCAGUACACAUUGGUGUGUAUUGUUGGGGGAUUAUUGUUUGGUCGCCAGACCUGGAAAAUAUAAAUAAAACCCUUUUCCAAACGGA